Molecule: messenger RNA, 1339 nt
Organism: Cylicocyclus nassatus
Lineage: Eukaryota; Metazoa; Nematoda; Chromadorea; Rhabditida; Strongylidae
Source: the annotation of a GenBank genome assembly
CAACAGCGUGCGCCAUCGUCACACCGCUACACUUCUUUCUUUGGCUGGUUGUAACAUUGCCCUAUGGUACACGAAGCGAAUCCAAUGCGAUUAGCAAGAAAAGCUUGGAAUCAUCUAGGACUGUUUACUCGCGAGGAAGCUGUCAAACUGCUUGAGGAGAAGAUGGUAUCGCAGAAGCGACAUGUGCUUAUGAAGGACUGCGUUAGAAUUAUUUACUACUGCCACGUAAAGCGUUCGAGUGGAUGUCGUUAUGAGAUGAGCGUUUGCGUCCCCAACAACCCCGAGGAAAAGUUGCGAAUUGAUGAUUUCUGCGUACAUACUUGUAAUCCGGACAGCGCACGAGUUAGACGAAAAGCAAAACCGCAGAUUGGUGAUUUUUCCAAGCCGCUUGAAAAGCGAAAGCCUUCAGCUAGUUCAACGGCUCACAAAGGCGAAAGCCCUCUGCCAUUUCCCCUCGGCGAUCCAAUGCCCUCGUUCUUUGCUAGUGAAGGUGAUAGGUUCGAAGCAGAAAAUGCAAUGGAAUCAGGCGCACAGCAGAGAUUGGAACAUGAUGAUCACGAGGAAGGACCAAGUGGGAACCUAGCCAGAUUCCUUUCGGAGAUGGGAGAUCGCACGGAGCAGGCGGCAUCGACUAGCCAAUCUUCGGCGUCGACUGUGUGGUCAACAGUGGAUAUCGAUAUCGUGGACUUCACUAAACGGCCUGAUCCUCCAUUUACCUACGUAUUUCAUGCGAAGGAUGAGGCAUCGCAAUACUCAUACGCUUUCCCGAUGAUAGGAAAUCAGCCGGAAGUUGUUGCAGAUGCCUUGCUAAACUUAUUCUAUCUAUUCGGCCCCUCAAAAGCGGUGAAGUUGGAACCUUCAUAUCGGGGGACAGUUCUGGAAACGAUGCUAUCCGAAAAGUUUCCAUCUACACGCAUAGUAUACUACUCUGAAAAUAGAAGUAAACAAGGCGCACCAGUGCCAAGGAGAGAAGAAUCGAUGAUUCGAGAGAGGAUAUACGCUUGGCUUAUGGACAACGGAAAAGUAAAUUGGUUCAAUCACCUUAACGAAAUAAAACACAUGCACAACUCCGAAUGGAUAGACGAAUUGGGUGGGACACCUAUGGAACUGUUCUUUGGUCGAUCCCGGCUCUCUAACCACAAUAUGUCAGGUAAAAUGGGAGCUAGCAGUUGUGAUGACGAUGUUAUGAGCGACACGCACUCCAACAAUACGAAUGAGACCAACGAUUUGGAUUUGAAUGUACCGUCUUUGGAAACUCCUACUCCUACUGUAAAGAGCGAACUCUGACCCUGUACAUAAUCUAAAGAUGAUCAUCAAGCAAGCUGUUUUUCAAAUCUGU